Eruca vesicaria subsp. sativa (arugula) is the source of this 812-nucleotide messenger RNA. NCBI's taxonomy places the organism in Eukaryota, Viridiplantae, Streptophyta, Magnoliopsida, Brassicales, Brassicaceae. The record is from the annotation of a GenBank genome assembly.
GUUUUCCUAUAUUAGUUCGUAACUAUAUGAUCAAAUUAGAUAUUGAUCUCACAAAUAUAUGGUUAUACCACAACCAAUUGGCAAAUAAUGCUAUAACUUUAACGAAAGGAAGAGUUGAAUACAUAAGAAAUUCAUUUCCAUUAGUUGCAUGGUACUUCGAUAUAUUUUUGUUUGCUUUUUAAAGAGUUAGAAACACCAGGUAAUAUUUUAUUAAAUCAUCUAACAGAAUUUUGAAUUUUAUUUGCAUGUUUUAGAAUAUAACUUUGGUGUGCAUGUAACAGAAAUUAAUACAAGGGCACGCAUAAAAGAACCGAUCCAAGAUGAGCAGACCCGGAGACUGGAACUGUAGAUCAUGCACCCACCUCAACUUCCAGCGCCGUGACUCUUGCCAGCGAUGCGGCGAUUCACGUUUGGGAGCCGGUGGAGUUGGUGGCUUAGACUUUGGUGGUUUCGGCGGCAGAGCUAUGUCUGCUUUCGGAUUCACCACCGGUUCCGAUGUUCGUCCAGGUGACUGGUACUGCACCGUGGGAAGCUGCGGGACCCACAACUUCGCCAGCCGCUCCACCUGCUUCAAAUGCGGUACUUUCAAGGACGAAUCCACCGGUGGGGGCGGCGGUGGCGUCGGCGGUCCCGCCAUGUUUGAUACCGACCUUAUGCGGUCUAGAGUCUCCGGCAACACUGGCCGCUCCAGCUGGAAAUCCGGCGACUGGAUUUGCACUAGGAUUGGUUGCAGUGAGCAUAACUUUGCAAGCAGAAUGGAAUGCUUCAGAUGCAAUGCACCAAGGGACUUCAGCAAUGGAAGCUUUUUCUAA